UUAUGUUAGGGUCGGUGGUUUGUGUGUUCACUGUGUUGCAUUACGUUCUUCAUGUUUAUAUCAUCGAAACAUGACUAAUAAAUGUAUCCGAACGAGAAAUAAACUCCAAAUAGGAUAAUAAGUGUAAAGUGCUUAUGAAAUGUGUUUAUUGUGAAUUUUUUCUGCGUAUUUCACAGCAGUCAAAUCAAAGAUCUAACAAUGGCUGAAUAUUAUGUAUCAGUGCUAUUAAUUCGGCUUUGCUUGCCUGCAGCUCUUCUGAUAAGCAUUGCACUUCGUCCAUUUGGUCUCUCGUUGAUAUAUCUUCUCCUCUACUUAAUAGCUCCGUUUCCACAAGUGCCGAAUACUAUUAUUGAUUUUAGAGGAUGGUGUCGAAAAUAUAUUCUACUGAAUCUUGGUGUGUCAAGCCUGCUACUGCUCACCCAUGCUGCGUGGCACAGUACGCUGGCCGCCUUCGGAGUAUAUGGCUCGAUCCUCGAUGAAUAUCCCAUCAUAAAGGAAAUCGGCCUCAAUCUGGGAUUGGUCUCGUAUGCAGGCAUUGAUCCCUUCAUGGCCGUUCAGUACUUAGCACCUGAGUUGGUGGUGAUGGGCUCGUCACUCGCGGUCUACUUGCUAGUCCGUUGUGUUCUCGCCAACUCUUCAAAUACAGAAAGGGAGAAAAAAGAUUACAAACAUCAAAAAUAUCCACUACUAACAAGUGCAGGGAAGUAUUUGGCGUUGUUUCUGAUAAUGAUCGCCGGGAUCGUGCGCCCCAGUGUGACGUCAGGGUUGUACUUCGUCGUGUUCAUGGGUGCCGCGACAGCCUGGGCGCUGGGGAGACCGCUCGAGAGAGGCUUCGCGGUGAUCAGCCGGUGUGUGAUGGCCCUGAUGGGAGCACAUGUGGCCGUGCUCUUGGUCUACCAGUGCUCUUGGCUCAUUGAGCUGUACCCGCCCGAUAUGGAGUUCGCUAGAUACUUCGGUCUAACAAAGUUUGUGAUCAUUAACAGUACAAACUCGUCCACAAGUUUCUCUUACGACGUCCAACAGGACAACCAUUGGGCAGUGUUCACUAGUCCCUUCGUCAUACUGAUUGCAUACUUUUUCCUCGCAAUAGAGUCGAGAGAACUUUUCAAGCCAAAGGAGAGGAAAAAGAGCGCUUUGACGGGUCUUGAAGCGGGUAAAGUGAACGGCUCCUUAAUGCGGGGCGUCUCCUUCCACCGCGCUAGCCGCCUCACAACACGGGAUAGAUGGAUGAGCGCCACGAAGAGAGCUAGACUAAUGCGUAACUUAAGUCCAAGCAAGCGGUGGUCGGGCUCGACAUCGCGACCGCUUCACCAGGACUCAACAGGAUCCGUCGUUGUUGCUGAUGAAGAAUCAGCCCUAGAAGUGGAAGAGCCAACGUUAAUGGACGAUAUUAUUGCCGCUGUUAUAGACUUCUUUCAAGUUCUUGUCAGGUCCUCCUAUAUCGCGACUACAAUAACUAUGAUGGCGUGGAGCAUUAUGUUCCACUCGUGGCUCGCGUUCGUGUUCCUGAUGUGGGCCAACGUAGUGUGGCUCUGUCAGGACCAGCGCUCGUUCAUGCUCAAAUCUAGUCCCGUGCUGGUGAUCUAUGCUAUGUUCUUGUUGGUUGCGCAGUACAUAUACAGCAUGGACCUCACCGAGAGUGAGCUGCCGUCCAACAUAACGGAAGUCAACCUUCAUCAAAUAGGGCUGGGUCGAGCGGACGGGGAUCCGUUCGUAACUCUGCUGAUAAAGUCGUUGUUCACCUGGAUGUUCUGGGUGACGCUGCGGCAGUUCGUAGAGGAGAUGCGGAUACGCAGGCAGAGUAAGAUGAUUACCGACAUAGCGGCGCCUCUGCAACUCACCGUCUCCGCAGCGCAUAGCGCACUAGAAGGCCAACGCGAAGGCGAGAAACAUUCGCGGUUGCUGCGAGCAUUCGGCGAGUGGCUGCGAGCGCUGUGUGCUCACUACUGGAUCUACGUCGUGGUCAUCAUGCUGUUCGUGAUCGGCAUCACCGGCGACCGCAUGACCAUAUUCAGAAUUAUCUACAUGUUCCUUUUCCUCGGAUUUAUCCUUAUGUUCCAGAUUAGCUGGUACUGGUGGAGAAGAUUGAUGUACAUGUUUUGGAUAACAGUCAUCAUAUAUUCAAUGAUUAAUCUUAUACUCAUUUACAUAUACCAGUUCGACAACUUUUCUAAGAUUAUUGAAAAAUAUCUUAUGAUCAACGAACAGUUACAGCACGACCUCGGGCUGGAGCCGUACCACCCGGCGGACCUGUUCGUGAAGCUGCUCACUCCGACGCUCUUCCUCAUCAUCACAAUCAUGCAAGUCCACUACUUCCACAAGGACUUCAUGGCCCUAUCAUAUCUCGCUAUGACAAGAGCCGACAGUACACCCAGAGACAUGGGGUCCGCGCGGCCAAGCCAGGGCGGUGCCUCUACGAUUAAAGACGAUUUGCCCCAGCUGCCUCUAGAGGAGGAACGUCCAGUCACGGACGAGCCUGCCAGUGCGACCGAGCCUGAUAACUCUAUGGGCACAUCGACCAACCCUGCGCCGAAGUCUCUCAGGAAACCAUCACAAAGUCGUUCGUACGCGCCGACGAUAACGGAACACGACUCGAUCAAGUUCCUGCCGUGGCUCAAGUCCACGUUCACCAGCCUCAAGGUGGCGCUGCUGCAGUGGACCGACAAGGUGUUCCUGUUCCUCGACAUUCACCUCAUCAAGAUCAUAUUCAUAUCGCUUAUGCUGAUGUGCGUCUUUAAUGUCUCUGCUAUGCACGUACCAAUAAUGCUGAUACUCACGCCCGCGACCUUGCUGAGUGCUCGCAAGCAGAGGUUCUGCGUGCUGCUCAUAUCAGCGCUCAUCAGCGUCUACUUCAUGGCCAAGAUGGUGUACCAGAUCAAGUACAUCCAACACUCCUACUUCGAUGUCAACUGCACUGUGAUAGGUGAAAACAACACUAUGAACCUGACGACGUUCAACAACGCACAAUGGGUCGGCUUCACGAAGGUGACGCCUGACAAGCCUCUGGUGACGAUCCUCAAGGGAUACAUCGCGCUUAUCGCUCUGAUCACUUUCUACUCACUCGUCACUUAUAGGCAGCAAAUACACAGAGACUUGGGACUGCUGCCAAAUACAAAAGAGAAGCUGAUGUUUCCGGAAAUAACUCGCAAAGAAGCGGACAAAGAUGUUAAACACUGUAUCCAAUAUUUAUUCAAUUAUGGCUUUUAUAAAUUUGGAGUUGAGAUCACGCUGAUAUGCCUGAUGGGCGUGAUCGGGUCCCGUAUGGACGUGUAUGCGGUGAUAUACGCCGGCUGGCUGCUGGCGCUAGUGUCGCUGCGGCGAGCCGCGUUGGCCCGCGUGUGGCCCGCCUUCACCGCGCUCGUCACGCUCUUCGUGCCCUUCCAGUACAUCAUAUCGCUGGGGUUCAUGCCGCAGUUCUGUGUCAACUAUCCCUGGAGCGGCGACGGCCAGCAAAUGAAACAUAUACGUACUUGGCUUUUCCUGCCGUAUGCUACGGAGCCGCCGCACGCAAUCAAGUUGAUAUUCGACUUCUUCCUACUCAUGUUCGCUUCACGACAGCUGCGUGUGUUCAGGGUUGAGAACAUGUACGGUGAUCAUUAUCUCGGAGGGUCCAACCGCGAGGACAUCGGCAAAGAUUGGGAAACACCCGAGUUUGUUAAUCCAGUGCCAGACUUCCUGGGCUAUGUUGGGUCUUGGCUGGACGUUGUCAAGCGGAUGGUGUUCCUGGGCAUGCUGUGGGUAACUCUCGCCAUUAUGUUCAUGACGGGAACGAACAGAGUCAACCUGUUCUCCAUGGGCUACCUCAUUGGUUCCUUCAUCUUCCUCUGGCAGGGCACAGACUUCUAUCUACGACCAAAGCAUGCUAUACUGCUGUGGUGGUCGUGGCUCGUGCGGUACAACGUGUGCGUGGUGGUCGUGAAGGCUGCCCUCCAGAUCCCGGGCUGCAUCUUCAACUCGGCCAUGCAGCAGCACGCGUGCUGGGUGGUGCAACUACUCGGCAUCGGCUGCGUGGACAAGUUCGCGGGCGGAAACAUCGCGCGCUUCCUCAAGAUGCACUAUGAUAAGGACACGGUGUGUUCGGUGCCACAAGAGGACAUCGGGCUGGCGUGGGACGGUGUCUGCUUCGCGUUCCUCAUUCUGCAGCGAAGACUCUUCCACAGCUACUACUUCUACAGAGUCAUCGACGAGAGUAAAGCUACCACUGUGCUUGCGUCCAGGGGUGCGGAACUGAUUGAGGAACUGCGUCAGAAACAAAUGCAGUUGCAAGAAGACCAGGAGGUCAAAAUCUUGGAGAAAAUCAAAGUGAAGAUGGAAAGGAUCAAAGCUAACCAGAAAAAAAUACAGGGUGUUCUGUCAAGAGAACCGAUACAUCACGACCGUGGUAGCGUCGGAGGGUAUCGUUGCCGCCGAGUUAGCACGUUGAGACACGAAGCGGUUAGAUCUGGAGACUACUACAUGUUCGAUGAAUUCGACGAUACUGACGUUCCUCUCAAAGAUGAGGAAUCUAGUUCUGAUGAAGAUGCACCGAAGGAAAUGGGCAUUGGAAAGUUGCUGUCGACGGCGAUAAAGACGGACGUGCGACGCGCUAUGUCGUUGCGUCGCGCGUCUAUGCCUGCCCUUAGAGCGCGCCGACUCGUCCUGUCCGCGAAACCUUCCUCCUAUCAGCAUGAGACACAUCCGCCGUCGUCUCUGGGCGCUCAAACAGCACGUGACUACGACCAAGACACGUCGGGGCGCCAAGACCGUGCCGGCCCUUCGUCAGAGCUCGACGAUUUUGCACCAAUACCGGAGGGUGAAACAUGGAUGGAUAAACUCAAAGGGUUCUCGGAGACGGUCCUGGCGUUCAUCUCCAGCUUCCUCACUUCCAUCACCCGCUAUCUGAUGAGAUACUCGCGAGACUACCGAUACGUCUCCAAGAUGCUUUCGAUUGAGAAGAAAAUAUUAAAGGUA
This is a messenger RNA of Leptidea sinapis, 4950 nucleotides long. It is a transcript of the gene Piezo, whose product is annotated as piezo-type mechanosensitive ion channel component. NCBI's taxonomy places the organism in Eukaryota, Metazoa, Arthropoda, Insecta, Lepidoptera, Pieridae. The record is from RefSeq and is a predicted model, not a curated record. The annotation marks the transcript as partial. The transcript is spliced from 32 exons.